AUGUCCAGAUCCGGGGACAGGACCUCCACCUUCGACCCCAGCCACAGCGACAACCUGCUGCACGGCCUCAACCUGCUGUGGAGGAAGCAGCUGUUUUGCGACGUGACCCUGACGGCCCAGGGCCAGCAGUUCCACUGCCACAAGGCCGUGCUGGCCUCCUGCUCGCAGUACUUCCGAUCGCUCUUCUCCAGCCACCCCCCUCUCGGGGGAGGGGUCGGCGGCCAGGACGGCCUGGGGGCCCCCAAGGACCAGCAGCAGCAGCCGCCGCCGCAGCAGCCGCCACAGCAGCAGCCGCCGCCGCCGCAGGAGGAGCCCGGGACGCCUUCCUCCUCCCCCGACGACAAGCUGCUGACCAGCCCCCGGGCCAUCAACAACCUGGUGCUGCAGGGCUGCUCGUCCAUCGGGCUGCGCCUGGUGCUCGAGUACCUCUACACGGCCAACGUGACCCUCUCCCUGGACACGGUGGAGGAGGUGCUGUCGGUCAGCAAGAUCCUGCACAUCCCCCAGGUCACCAAGCUCUGCGUGCAGUUCCUCAACGACCAGAUCUCGGUGCAGAACUACAAGCAGGUGUGCAAGAUCGCCGCGCUGCACGGCCUGGAGGAGACCAAGAAGCUGGCCAACAAGUACCUGGUGGAGGAUGUGCUGCUGCUCAACUUCGAGGAGAUGCGCGCCCUGCUGGACUCGCUGCCGCCCCCCGUGGAGUCGGAGCUGGCGCUGUUCCAGAUGUCCGUGCUGUGGCUGGAGCACGACCGCGAGACCCGCAUGCAGUACGCGCCCGACCUCAUGAAGCGCCUCCGCUUCGCGCUCAUCCCGGCCCCGGAGCUGGUGGAGCGGGUCCAGUCGGUGGAUUUCAUGCGCACCGACCCGGUCUGCCAGAAGCUGCUGCUGGACGCCAUGAACUACCACCUGAUGCCCUUCAGGCAGCACUGCAGGCAGAGCCUGGCCAGCAGAAUUCGCUCUAACAAGAAAAUGCUGUUACUGGUUGGAGGCUUGCCUCCUGGGCCGGACCGGCUUCCCAGCAAUUUGGUCCAGUACUAUGAUGAUGACAAGAAGACAUGGAAAAUACUCACAAUUAUGCCGUACAACAGUGCCCACCACUGCGUUGUGGAGGUAGAAAACUUCUUGUUUGUGCUGGGUGGAGAGGACCAAUGGAACCCCAAUGGAAAACACAGUACAAAUUUUGUCAGUCGAUAUGAUCCUCGAUUUAAUAGCUGGAUACAACUUCCACCCAUGCAAGAAAGAAGAGCCAGUUUCUAUGCAUGUCGAUUGGACAAGCAUUUAUACGUUAUUGGUGGAAGGAAUGAGACCGGCUAUUUGUCCAGCGUGGAGAGCUAUAACCUAGAAACAAACGAAUGGCGUUAUGUGUCCUCAUUGCCCCAGCCUCUGGCUGCUCACGCGGGAGCAGUGCACAAUGGGAAAAUAUACAUUUCAGGGGGUGUACACAAUGGAGAAUAUGUCCCAUGGCUAUAUUGCUAUGACCCUGUAAUGGAUGUCUGGGCUCGAAAACAAGAUAUGAACACAAAACGCGCGAUCCACACUUUGGCUGUAAUGAAUGAUCGCUUGUAUGCAAUUGGAGGAAAUCAUUUGAAAGGUUUCUCCCACCUUGAUGUAAUGCUUGUGGAAUGCUAUGACCCAAAAGGUGAUCAGUGGAAUAUUCUGCAAACUCCCAUUUUGGAAGGUCGAAGUGGCCCUGGUUGUGCAGUGUUGGAUGACAGCAUCUACCUUGUGGGUGGCUACAGCUGGAGUAUGGGGGCUUACAAGUCAUCCACAAUAUGCUAUUGUCCGGAAAAAGGCACCUGGACAGAACUGGAAGGAGAUGUAGCAGAGCCACUGGCAGGUCCCGCCUGUGCACCGGUUAUCCUGCCCGCCUGUGUACCUUACAACAAAUAACUCCAGGGAGCCCUGGAAUGAACACUCUCGAAUUCUAGGAAACAAUGACAGGUGACAUCACUGUUAUACUAGGAACAGUGCAUUCUAAUGGUACAACUGCCGAAACCCACCCUUGGUUUCUAAUGAUUUACAAGUAAUGACAAAAAGAAAAAGACCUGUUCUUGAACAGAUACUGUGUCUGCGACUCGGAUCACACCAAACUUCCUGUGGUGACAGACUCUUCCAUUUGGGACUGGUUUUAACUUGUCCCAGCUUUACAAAAACUCCUCGUGUGGAUCUUAACUUUCAAAAGGAGAAAGAUAAAAUACAGAAGAGUGCCCCAGAGAGACCUAAGAUCAGUAUUGUGCAUUGUAGUCUACCUGCAUGUGACCUAUGUUGAAGUUUUGGGGAUAUUGUGUUCAUGAAUGAUCCAGAAUUUGACCCACUGAAAUACUUACACUGCAUUACAGAAAUUGCCACUUGAUUCUAUAUUUCUAACCUGUGGCUACUUCACAGACUCCAUAGGCAACACAGUUAUAGAAAAUCAUAUAAGAUUAAAGGGGAACAUGUUUGUUUCUGUAUAACUUCAUUUCAUGUACCAUCUGCCCCUUACAGCACCUCAUGGGAAUCACAGAAGAGGAAGAUGUUGGCUCCUUUAACAAUUGCUUUCUGCCCUGUGGGUUCUAAGCUAGCCGGUCAUAAUUUGUGUCCUCAAUUUUAUAUGAAAGAUUAAAACAAAACCUACUCUGUCACUAUU
Molecule: messenger RNA, 2626 nt
Organism: Hyaena hyaena (striped hyena)
Lineage: Eukaryota; Metazoa; Chordata; Mammalia; Carnivora; Hyaenidae
Gene: KLHL14
Product: kelch like family member 14
Exons: 8
Coding region: 1-1890 (629 amino acids)
Molecular function (GO): protein binding
Source: RefSeq, a predicted model, not a curated record